Acanthocheilonema viteae is the source of this 225-nucleotide messenger RNA. Lineage: Eukaryota; Metazoa; Nematoda; Chromadorea; Rhabditida; Onchocercidae. The record is from the annotation of a GenBank genome assembly.
AUGAGAAGUGAAAGACAGGGAAUGAAGGGAUUCACAACGUCGCCUUUUGUGUAUCCUACAGUACUGUCUACAGAAAGCGCAGCAGAAAGGGACGCUCGUGAUAUAGCAGCAGUUGCAGUAGCAGCAGCAGCAGCAGCAAUAGUAGCAGCUGCUAUCUUGGCAAGUAGAGAACGAGCUGCCGCAGGUGGUGCUAAAGAGAGAAAGAGAGAGAAGACCGAGGGAUGA